UCGGUAACCCGGUAUCUGGUACUCAACCGUCUUGGUUCGCAGUGGCUCUCCGUCACGGUUCCACCGCCCCCGUAAGGCUAUCCAAUCGGCGGACCAAAUUCUUCAACCUUAUCAGAAGUACCCCCUCAAUCUUCUGCCUAGUCUCCGGGUCCGGAUGCAACAUAUACAACCAACAUUUGAAGUUGGUAGCUGAACACUAGAGAAAACUUCUAUACCAGGUUCAGCUAAAGUAUACCUGGAGCUUCGAUUUUUUCCUUGAGAAGUUCAAGAUUUUUCUCACUGAUGCCACUUUGGUAAGUAAUGCGUCCACUGUGAUGGGUAGAAAAAAGCAGAUCCGGCCUCGUAGGGCAGGAGGCAAUGUUGACAGUGGUGGUGUUUCUAAAGAGGGUUUGUGUGAUUCAGACGCAGCUCAAACUGUUGAAAAUGAGUUUUCUGGUCACGACCAUCCUUUUUAUGUUGAAGUUGAUAGGCAUAACUGGGUUUCAGAAGAGCAUUAUGACAUUUCGGAAGUGCUUCUGAUGAAUUUGAAUGUAAACGGAGAGUUUCAGGAUACAAAACAUAAGGAUCAACAUUGCUGCAAUGAUGAGAAAUAUGGCUUAAGGUUUCGAUUGAGCAAUGUAAAUGAGUUUCUUGCUCGAAUGAAACUAGGUCAUUGGCCUGUCCUAUCCGCUACUGAUAUUUAUCUGGAAUUUGUUGAGAAGAGAGAAUCAAUGGACAUAGAACCACAGGUGAUGGUAACUGGGAAUUUUGAUGGCCCAAGUGAAGGUGUUUCAGGGCUUGUUCACUUGGUUAAUAUGAAGUUUUUGACUUUGAGGCCUAUUAUGGGGUUGAAUUUUUCAGGGGACUUGUCAUCUAUUAGAUUAAGAGUAGAGAUACAGAAGUGCGCCUUUGAGGCAUGUGAGUCACUUUUUGAGAAUACAAGGCAGCUAUGGAAAAAGAGUAUGAUGAAUGUCAUGACUUGGCUACGUCCAGAAGUGAUGACCUCAGAGGUUAGAUAUGGAUAUAAGGUACCUGAAGACAUGGAGAUUGGACUAGAACCAAAUGAAGAAUCUCUUGUUAGUAGGAAACGAGCUAGACUUGAUGCUUUUGGUUUUUAUGAAGCAAUAAAACCCUCAAAGGAUAACCCCGUGCUAAUAGAUGACAUGCCUGACUUGCUUCCUGAGCUUAGACCAUAUCAGCGCCGGGCAGCUUUCUGGAUGGUUCAACGAGAGAAAGGAGCUUUCGGACGCCUGAGAGGAAGUGAAUCAAGCCAAUCUGUUUCACCUCUAUGCAUGCCAGUGGAUUUAGUUGAUUCCUGCUCUAAAAUAUAUUACAAUUCAUUUAGCGGAAGUGUUUCAUUGAAUCACGAGAAUUGUUCAUCUUACGUUGUUGGUGGUAUUCUUGCAGAUGAGAUGGGUUUGGGAAAAACCAUUGAGCUACUUGCUUGUAUAUUUGCACAUAGAAAAUUGGACGCUGAAGCUGAUGAUAUACAGGAUGAGACGAUGCAAGUUGCUGGAGAGCAGAAAUUGAAUGUAAGAAGAAUGAAAAGAGAUCGUGUUGAGUGUGUAUGUGGGGCUGUGAGUGAAGGCUCCAAGUACAAAGGUUUGUGGGUACAAUGUGAUGUCUGUGAUGCUUGGCAACAUGCAGAUUGUGUAGGCUAUCCAGAUACUGGAACAAAUUCAAGACCAAAAAAAGAUUAUAAGUUACAAGGGGAUAGAAAGAGUCUGACUGGUGAUUCACGAAAACGCAAAAGUAAUAGGGGCUCCAAAAUCGUUGUCUGUGAUGAGGAUUAUAUUUGCUCACUUUGCUCAGAACUAAUUCAAGCAACUAAUUCCCCAGUUGCUACUGGUGCAACUCUUAUAGUAUGCCCCGCGCCUAUAUUGCCUCAGUGGCAUGCUGAAAUAAUUCGUCACACAAGUCCAGGUUCACUAGAAGUUCUUGUUUAUGAAGGCGUUAAAACUACUUCACCUUCUAUUACAUCUGUUACAAAACUUGGUGAACUGCUUAGUGCUGACAUUGUCUUAACAACAUAUGAUGUGCUUAAAGAAGACUUGUCUCAUGACUCCGAUAGGCAUGAAGGGGAUCGCCGUCUUAUGAGAUAUCAGAAGAGGUACCCUGUCAUUCCAACUCUUCUCACUCGAAUAUUCUGGUGGAGGCUUUGUUUGGAUGAGGCCCAAAUGGUGGAGAGUAAUGCUGCUGCUGCAACAGAAAUGGCUAUGCGGCUACCUGCUAUGCAUCGUUGGUGUAUUACAGGAACUCCAAUACAGCGAAAGCUAGAUGACUUAUAUGGGCUCUUAAGAUUUCUCAAAGCAAGUCCAUAUGACGUUCUUAGGUGGUGGGUUGAUGUUAUUAGGGAUCCUUACGAGCGAGGAGAUGCAGGGGCUGUAGAAUAUACUCAUAAUCUCUUCAAGCAAAUAAUGUGGCGAUCCUCAAAAUCACAUGUUGCUGAAGAGUUGCUUCUGCCUCCACAAGAAGAAUGCCUCUCUUGGCUAUCCCUCACACCAAUCGAAGAGCACUUCUACCAGAGGCAACAUGAGACUUGUCUGACAUAUGCUAGAGAAGUUAUUCAGAGUUUUCAAAGUAAUAUUUCUGAAGAACAAGCUGCAGGCAAUGUUUCAUCGGAUUCUGUCCUUACUCAUGUGGAGGCUGCAAAGCUGUUGAACUCUCUCUUGAAGCUACGGCAAGCUUGUUGUCAUCCCCAAGUAGGAAGUUCAGGCCUACGUUCUCUCCAGCAGUCUCCCAUGACAAUGGAGGAGAUACUAAUGGUUCUUGUAGGUAAGACUAAGGUAGAAGGCGAGGAAGCCCUGAGGAAGCUAGUUGUUGCAUUGAAUGGACUUGCGGGGAUAGCUAUUAUUAAACAAGAUUUUCCUCAAGCUAUAUCAUUAUAUAAAGAAGCACUUGAAUUAGCAGAAGAGCAUUCAGAAGAUUUCAGAGUGGACCCUCUGUUAAACAUUCACAUACAUUAUAAUCUUGCUGAGAUACUCCCUUUGACCAGUGUUGAGUUAAGUAAACAUAAUCCUGGAUGUUCUGGUCCUGGAAGAUGUGAAGGUAACAUAUGCCUGACAUGUGACGGCAAAGAAUAUGAUCAACAUGAUAUUAAGACAAUAGACGUGAGCCAGGAAGAUUUAGAUUCUACUAUUUCAACUGGGUCAGAUGAUGAGAAUAAUACUGUGGAUGGGCAACAUUCCAUGUUUUCCAGAUCUACCAGUUACCAAUCAUUGCAGAAGACAUGCAAUAGUUUAAAACAAAAGUUCUUGUCCGUGUUCAAUUCAAGAUUGUUUGUGGCUCAGCAGGAAUUCAGGAAAUCAUAUGAGCUGGUUAAUAAGGCACUUCAUGAUAGAAGAACACAUCAUACUGCUUGGUGGGCUGAAGCCCUGCAAUAUAUUGAGCAAAACAAGGAUUCUUCAACAGAUUUUAUCAGAAAGAUAGGGGAUGCAGUCUCUGGGACUCUUAACACUUCAAGAACAUCAAGACUUGCAGCCUGCUUUAGGAGCAUAACUGCUCUCAGGUAUUAUAUCCAGACUGGUUUGGAUUCAUUGGAAGACUCUAGGAAAACUUUACUGGUUAGACUUCUGCAACUUGACCAGACCAUGGAAAAUCCACGACAAGAGGACGUAGAACGUGUGAGAUACUGUCCAAACUGCCAAGUUAAUGGAGACGGCCUCAUCUGUGUACACUGUGAACUAGACGAAUUAUUUCAGGUUUAUGAGGCCAGACUGUUUCGGCUUAACAAAGGACGUGAUGGAGGGGUGAUCAGAUCUGCUGAGGAGGCUGUAGAUUUACGGAAAAAAAUGUCUGCGCUAAACCGUUUCUAUUGGACUUUGUCACAACCUGACAAAGCUUCACCUCCUUCAAGUUAUGAAGAUGAAGGGAAAAAAAGAGAUGUUGGGGAGAAGGUUUUGGUUUCUAAAUCUCCUUCAGAGCUGGAAGUUGUUCUUGGGAUUAUAAAGAGCUAUUCGAAGGGUCUACUAGACAAAGAAGCUAUGUCAGCUGCCAGAAACCAUCUAUUUAUUCUUGAGGGAAUGCGUAAGGAGUAUGCCCAUGCAAGGUCUUUGGCAAUUGCUCAAGCUCAGGUUCUUAAUGCUCAUGAUGAAAUAAAGAUGGCAACCUCACGAUUGCGGCUGAGAGAGGAUGAGGAUGAUAAAUCUAUCGACGCUUUAAGUCUUGAAGAGUUAGAAGCAGCAAGCGUCGAAAAUUCUAGUGAAAAGUUUUUUGCCUUAUCCUCAUUAUCACGUAUAAAAGGGCAGCUUCGCUAUUUGAAGGGUUUGGUACAGUCUAAACAAAAUUUCCAUUCAGAAGGCACAUGUGAUCCAUCCCAGGAUGAAGUUAGGACGCAUUCUCAUGCUAAUUCGCUUAAAGAGGGAGAAAAGGAACAAUUACUCCAAUUAGACGAGGAAACAUGUCCGGUUUGUCAAGAAAGGCUCAGCAAUCAGAAGAUGGUUUUUCAGUGUGGUCAUGUUACGUGUUGUAAAUGCUUUCUUGCAAUGACCGAGCGGAGGAAUAAUUACCAUGGGAAGUCUCAUGAGAAAUGGGUGAUGUGCCCAACAUGCAGACAACACACAGAAGUUGGGAACAUUGCUUAUGUUGAUGACAGGCAAAAUAAAACACCUGAUGCUUCUGUUCAUACUUUUAGAAGCUCAGAAGCUUCUUUGACUGUCAAUGGUUCAUAUAGCACAAAGAUUGCUGCAGUUACAAGGAGAAUACUGUGUAUUGGUUCUACAAAUCCAGAAGCCAAAAUUCUUGUUUUCUCUAGUUGGAAUGAUGUUCUUGAUGUGCUGGAACAUGCUUUUACUGCAAAUGGUAUUAGUUUUAUCAGAAUGAAAGGAGGGAGGAAAUCUCAUGUUGCCAUCAGUCAGUUUAAAGGAGAGAAAGUUGGUGUAAAAACGAGCAAGAAAAAUCGGCAGGCAAAACCAGAUUCUAUUCAGGUGAUGCUGCUCUUGAUUCAGCAUGGGGCCAAUGGGCUUAAUCUUUUGGAAGCACAGCAUGUUAUUCUUGUGGAGCCACUACUUAACCCUGCAGCAGAAGCACAAGCAAUCAGCAGGGUGCAUCGCAUUGGACAGACCAAGAAGACACUCGUUCAUCGUUUCAUAGUGAAAGGGACAGUGGAAGAAAGCAUAUAUAAACUGAAUAAAAGCAGGGAUAGGGAUAGUGGUUCGUUUAUAAGCGGAAACAAAAAGAACCAAGAUCAGCCUGUUUUGACGCUCAAAGACGUCGAGUCUCUCUUCAAAGUUGCUCCAUCCACAAUAGAACAACAGCAGAAGCCAACUUCAAAUUUAAUGCAUUUGCCGCCUGGUAUUGCCGCCGGUUUAGCCGCUGAGAGGAGGCUGAGGGAGCAAACAAGGUGAAUUGGUGUGCAGAGUCAUGCAUGAAACUAUGGUUUGUAUGGGGAGUCUUUGAUUGCUAUGUAUCCUGUAAAUUUAGAUGCCUAUUUUGUUACAUACUAAAAUAUUAUUACAAAGAUUUUUAUA
This is a messenger RNA of Cynara cardunculus var. scolymus (artichoke), 5447 nucleotides long. RefSeq names its product E3 ubiquitin-protein ligase SHPRH. The transcript has 20 exons. Gene Ontology annotation, molecular function: ATP binding; ATP-dependent chromatin remodeler activity. NCBI's taxonomy places the organism in Eukaryota, Viridiplantae, Streptophyta, Magnoliopsida, Asterales, Asteraceae. Bases 315 to 5324 code for a protein of 1669 amino acids. The record is from RefSeq and is a predicted model, not a curated record.